Molecule: messenger RNA, 2143 nt
Organism: Beta vulgaris subsp. vulgaris (sugar beet)
Lineage: Eukaryota; Viridiplantae; Streptophyta; Magnoliopsida; Caryophyllales; Amaranthaceae
Product: protein DETOXIFICATION 48
Exons: 2
Coding region: 108-1826 (572 amino acids)
Biological process (GO): xenobiotic detoxification by transmembrane export across the plasma membrane
Cellular component (GO): membrane
Molecular function (GO): antiporter activity; xenobiotic transmembrane transporter activity
Source: RefSeq, a predicted model, not a curated record
ACAAAGUAAUUGCUUCCUAACAGAAAGACACACAAGCAAAAAAACCCCAACUUUCUUAGCUUACUAGUUUUUAUUCUAUCAUUCUCUUCUCUAAUAGUAAUAAUAAUAUGUCCAAUUCUAACCUAUCCCCUUCAAUCUCUUCUCUCUCUCCUAUCAAAACUCCUUUAACUACUACUACUACAACACUUCUUCCUAUUGGUAAUAAACUCAUGAAUAAUCCUCACUAUUCUACUACUAAUACUAUUGAUGAUUUUGAUGAUGAUCAAGACCUUCAUAAAUGGCCAACCCUUUCUGAGGUUGUAGGGGAGAUGAGAGCUAUAGGGAAAAUAUCAGGACCAACAACAGUAACUGGUUUGCUGCUGUAUUCAAGAGCCAUGAUCUCCAUGCUUUUCCUUGGCUACCUCGGCGAGCUCGAGUUAGCUGGUGGUUCACUCGCCAUUGGGUUCGCUAACAUAACCGGCUACUCGAUUAUAUCCGGGUUAGCCAUGGGAAUGGAGCCUAUUUGUGGACAGGCUUAUGGUGCUAAACAAAUGAAGCUACUUGGGUUAACUUUACAAAGAACAGUGCUAUUACUUUUUAGUAUAUCAUUACCCAUUGCUUUCAUGUGGGUUAAUAUGAAGAGAAUUCUAUUGUGGUGUGGUCAAGAUGAAGAGAUAUCAUCUGUUGCUCAUGUUUUCAUUCUUUUCUCCAUUCCUGACCUCUUCUUUUUAUCUCUUCUUCACCCACUUAGAAUCUAUUUAAGGACUCAAAGCAUCACAUUACCCUUAACUUAUUGUACAGCAAUCUCAGUAGUUUUUCAUAUCCCUCUAAAUUUCCUCCUUGUAGUUCAUCUUAAAUUGGGCAUUGCAGGAGUUGCCAUUGCUAUGGUUUGGACUAACCUCAACCUUUGCAUCUUGUUUUCUUCCUUCAUUUACUUCUCCCGAGUAUACAAAGACUCGUGGAUCGCGCCGAGCAUGGAUUGCCUUCGAGGAUGGUCUUCCUUGCUAGCCCUCGCCAUUCCUACCUGUGCUUCAGUGUGUCUCGAGUGGUGGUGGUACGAGUUCAUGAUAAUGCUUUGCGGUCUCUUAGCAAACCCAAGAGCAACCAUUGCAUCAAUGGGAAUACUCAUACAAACCACUUCAUUAGUCUAUGUAUUCCCAUCAUCAUUAAGCCUUGGAGUUUCUACCAGAGUUGGGAAUGAACUAGGAGCUCGCCGCCCUGCGAAAGCUCGAGUCUCCAUGAUCGUGUCACUAGCAUGUGCGGUGUUGUUAGGCCUUUGUGCCAUGCUCUUUACCACACUCAUGAGGCACCAAUGGGGAAGGUUCUUCACUAGUGACCCUGAAAUCCUCCAUCUUACUGCCAUUGCAUUGCCGAUUGUAGGCCUUUGUGAGCUCGGUAACUGUCCACAAACAACCGGGUGUGGUGUGUUGCGCGGAAGUGCAAGGCCUACAAUCGGAGCAAAUAUCAACUUGGGCUCAUUUUAUUUGGUGGGAAUGCCUGUUGCAAUGUUCUUUGGUUUUGUUAUGAAGAUGGGUUUCGCAGGCCUAUGGCUUGGAUUACUCGCAGCACAAGGCUCGUGCGCGCUACUUAUGCUCUACGUCCUCUGUAGGACUGAUUGGACUUUACAAGUAGACAGAGCAAAGGAAUUAACCAACUCUUCUUCACCAAAUACACCGGCGUUAUUACCAAUUACUUCAUCCUCUUGUGAUAAACACAAGAACAUCAUUCCAUUAUCCCUUGAUGACCUUGUUUGCAUUAAUGGCGGCGACGCCACCACAAUGGAAUCAUCUCCAUCAUCCUCUACACAAGCUCUACUAGAAACACAUCCACUCUUAAUAACUUGUUAAAAAUUGAUCAAUUAAUUGAUAGUGUAUAAUCAAUUAAUAUAAUGUCAUGCAUUUAGCGUUUAGGUAUAAGUAUGACAAGUUUAAUUAAUCUUUUAACCCACAUUUUUGCCCGUGAUUAGAUUGCCAAAUUCGCGGUUAUGAUGGUGAUUAGAGUCCUUCUAGCUAUUCUAUGUUUCUAUCCCCUUGAUCUUCUUGGUUUUUUUUUGUUUUAUAUUUGUAUGAAGGUUGUUGUAGUACUAAUGUUAUUAUUAAUAAUAAUGAUGAUAAUAAUAAUGUAAAGGAGCAUAUAUUAUACAUACAAUAAGUUAAUUAUUCUA